AUGCCAGGCGAUCGAUGCUCGAAUUGCAUAGCGUAUAACUUUGAGUGUACUUACAUCCAGGCUGCAAAGAAGCGAGGUCCUCCUAAAGGGUAUGUCGAAAGCCUCGAAAACCGCCUCGAGAAGAUGGAGAAAUUGCUGCAGAAGGUACAGACAACGACCGCCGUCUGCCCAGACGCAGAUUUCACUCAGGAGCUCGGGGGCGGUCACAUCGAUAGGGAGAAAUGGGCCAAGGCUGGCCAGGGUGCGUCUACGAUGACAGCUAGCCAUAUUAUGGGCGCUCCUUCCACCUCGACGGUCACAAACGCCGCCACUCCCGCGGAAGAUCUGGACCCCAGCGACGACGAGGAAUUGAUUCAGCUCCGCUUGACGGAGAGUAUUCGAAAAAUGGCCAUUAACCCAUUGCACUACCGGUUCUUUGGCAAGUCGAGUGGGUUCAUGCUCAUCAAGAAGGCGAUCGAUCUCAAGAAAGAGUACACCGGCGAUGAAGAUUCCAAGGAGAAGUUCUGGGUGCGGAAACGCCCCGAGUUUAAUAGUUCUUUUCCGUGGGAGCUGGCUGGUAAGGAUAUAGUGGAUCCGAAUUAUGUGUUUCCGGACGAUGAUUUGGGGCUGGCGUUGGUGGACCUCUAUUUCACCCAUAUCAACUUGCUGUAUCCUUUCUUGCACCGACCGAGUUUCGAGCGUAGCGUCGCGGAAGGUCUCCACCUGCGUGACUCCUCCUUCGGUGCCGUCUAUCUGGUGGUCUGUGCGGUAGGCUCACGCUGGUCAGAUGACCCGCGAGUUUUCCUGGAAGGUACUACUUCUGAACAUUCAUGCGGUUGGAAAUAUUUUGAGCAAGUUCAGAUGGUCAGGAAAACGCUCCUUGGCCCGCCUUGCUUGUUUGAUCUACAGGUGUACUGCCUAUCUGUCAUUUUCUUGCAAGGUUCUUCUGCCCCGCAGGCUUGCUGGACUAUAGUUGGGAUAGGAGUGCGUCUGGCUCAGGAUGUAGGCGCUCAUAGGCGUUCGGUAUAUAACCCAAAACCGACGAUGGAGGAUGAACUGUGGAAGCGCGCAUUCUGGGUUCUCGUUAGUCUGGACAGAACAAUCAGUUCUACGUUGGGUCGACCGUGUGCUAUUCAAGAUGAGGACAUCGAUCUCGAGCUGCCUAUAGAGUGCGACGACGAGUAUUGGGAGACAUCCGAUCCUGAAAAGGCAUUUAAACAACCACCAGACAAGCCAUCGGUAGUCUCGUGUUUCGUCAACCUGUUGAAGCUCCAUCAAAUUCUCGCCUUCGCUUUGCGAACGAUUUAUUCUAUCAAUAAGUCUAAGGUCCUCCUUGGUUUUGUAGGGCAGCAAUGGGAGCAGCAUAUUGUUGCUGAGCUUGACUCUGCCUUGAAUAAAUGGAUCGAUGCAGUCCCAGAUCAUCUCAGAUGGGAUCCAAACCGUGAAGACGAUCGUUUCUUCAUGCAGUCUGCGUGCCUCUACUCCAUGUACUACCACCUUCAGAUCCUCAUUCACCGGCCCUUCAUUCCCUCCCCUCGCAAACCCUCCCCACUAUCCUUCCCUUCCCUGGCUAUCUGCACGAACGCUGCACGGUCGUGUAGUCAUGUGAUUGAUAUACUACGCAAACGAUCUGGGGUUGCGAUUCCUUAUGUACAGAUAUCCGCUUUUACUGCAGGUAUCGUGCUUCUUCUCAAUAUUUGGGGCGGUAAACGGUCUGGUCUUGCUACGUAUCCGAAAAAGGAGAUGUCCGACGUGCACAAGUGUAUGCAAGUGUUGCGAGUUUGCGAACGACGAUGGCAUUCGGCUGGUCGUCUGUGGGACGUACUCUAUGAACUUGCUUCCGUCGGAGACCUUCCUCUCCCACAACCAAGCCCCACCGGCGGCAAUAAACGCGAACGUGAUUCUGAUAGUCCUAUAUCCGCUGCUCCCUCUAGCUCGAGUUCCGCGGCUGUCGUCCCAGAGGUUCCUCGAAAUAUCGCAGGCUCGCGCCGCGUAUCCCAUGAUAUUCAGCCGCCACAGCCCCAGCAGCAGCAACAACAACAACAUCAACAGCAGCUGCAGCAGCCACCGACGCCGAACCCAGCAGCUUUAUUUAACUUGCCCGUGUAUAGUGAUGACCUCGGCCGGCUGCCUCUCCAUGGUCAAGUGGACUUUGCCAGUCCGAGCGGGGCGGCGUCUCUCGAUGCGUCGGCGGGUAUGUGGUUCCCCAUGGGUGCGGCUUCUGCGCCUACUCAUCCUAGUGUGUCGCCGGAUGUAUUGACGAAUGCUGGGUUGGGACCAUAUCGUGAUGUAUCAGCGCCGACGUACACGAUGGAUGAGCUGUUCUAUGAUCAGAUGGCGAACCAGUUUGCUUCCCCAUUUUCGUCUGCGGCAACGGACCAGUUUGGAGGACCUGGGCCAUCUAUGCAGGCAUUGAUGGGUGGUACCAACCCUGCGGCACAGCAACAUGUGGGGAUGUUAGGGCAUGCAGGUGUGCAUGCUACUAACUCGGUUAUGGAUGAUGAUACGAUGGCGAUGUGGUCGAAUGCGCCUACUGGCUUUGAGUUGGAUGACUGGGGAACGUAUAUAACGAGCGUGUCUGGUUUGGUGCAUCACGAUGGGGCUGGUAGGCAGGAUGUAAGCGAGCACCAACAUUGA
Serpula lacrymans var. lacrymans S7.9 is the source of this 2616-nucleotide messenger RNA. RefSeq lists its product as uncharacterized. The record is from RefSeq and is a predicted model, not a curated record. The transcript is spliced from 14 exons. Lineage: Eukaryota; Fungi; Basidiomycota; Agaricomycetes; Boletales; Serpulaceae. Gene Ontology annotation, molecular function: DNA binding; zinc ion binding; DNA-binding transcription factor activity, RNA polymerase II-specific. Gene Ontology annotation, biological process: DNA-templated transcription; regulation of DNA-templated transcription. The coding region runs from base 1 to 2616 and encodes 871 amino acids.